Echinostoma caproni is the source of this 294-nucleotide messenger RNA. The record is from the annotation of a GenBank genome assembly. NCBI's taxonomy places the organism in Eukaryota, Metazoa, Platyhelminthes, Trematoda, Plagiorchiida, Echinostomatidae.
AUGGAUCGUUAUGAAAAGUUAACACGAAUUGGUGAGGGUGCAUACGGUGUCGUUUUCAAGUGUCGUCAUCGUGACACUGGUGAUAUUGUGGCCAUUAAAAAGUUCACCGACUCUGAGGAGGAUCCGGUGAUUCACAGGAUUGCUAUGAGAGAAAUACGAACGUUAAAGCAAUUGAAACAUCCGAAUCUGAUCAACUUGAUUGAAGUGUUCAAGCGAAAACGUCGACUUCAUUUGGUAUUCCAAUAUGUGGAUCACACCUUGCUACACGAGUUGGAACAAAAUCCAAAGGGGUAA